Molecule: messenger RNA, 1922 nt
Organism: Abrus precatorius (Indian licorice)
Lineage: Eukaryota; Viridiplantae; Streptophyta; Magnoliopsida; Fabales; Fabaceae
Product: DNA-3-methyladenine glycosylase 1-like
Exons: 2
Coding region: 362-1480 (372 amino acids)
Biological process (GO): base-excision repair, AP site formation; base-excision repair; DNA alkylation repair
Cellular component (GO): nucleus; protein-DNA complex
Molecular function (GO): alkylated DNA binding; DNA-7-methylguanine glycosylase activity; DNA-3-methyladenine glycosylase activity
Source: RefSeq, a predicted model, not a curated record
GCGAGAUGGCGUGUGAGAAAAGAGAAAAGAGAAACGAAACGAAACGAAACGAAGGGAAGUGGAUGAUUUGAAGACCAAGACGAAGAAGACCAGGGAAUCGAGGAUGAAGAAAAUCCGUACAUCAAGUGUGGUUAAAGCAGAGUGAGUUUGGAUUCAUCACAUUGCGCUGCAUUGCAUUGAUUGAGCCAUAAAAUCUCCGAAUUCCAUCUUCCCCCACACUCUCAAAAAUUCAAUUAUCUCUCGUCCAUCUUUCAUAACAACGCUGCAACUGCCACCGCCACCGCCACCAUCACAACCACCCUUCUCACCCAACAUAUCGCAUUAACUUUAUCCAAUCUUCAAUUCAACCAACAGCACACUUAUGGGCGAACACACGCGAGGUCAAGCACAAUCCCUAAUUGAACCGCAACCCAACCCUCACCCUCAACCGCCUUCCUCCGCCGCCGCCACCACCGUUCUUGACUCCUUGCCGGCGGACCCCGAACUCAGCAAUGCUCCUCCUCCAACAAACUCCCCCGCCUCCAAAAUCCCCCUCCGUCCCCGUAAGAUCCGUAAGGUCUCGCCGGACCCGUCCACCUCCGAAUCUCAAACCGAAACGCCGAAAGGCUUGUCCACCGGUGGGAAGAGUAAUGCCCGCAACAACAAAAUUGUUCAGCCACAACGAGCCUUGGUGGUUCCGAGAAUGGUUGCUAGGUCACUGUCGUGUGAAGGCGAGGUGGAGAUCGCACUGCGAUACCUUCGCAACGCUGACCCACUCCUCUGCUCUCUAAUCGGCAUUCACCAACCUCCUACCUUCGACAAUUUCCACACUCCAUUCCUUGCCCUAACUCGUAGCAUCUUGUACCAGCAACUGGCUUAUAAAGCGGGUACCUCAAUCUAUACUCGCUUCAUCUCUCUCUGCGGUGGGGAACCCGGUGUGGUUCCCGAAACCGUUCUUGCCCUAACUCCCCAACAGCUUCGCCAAAUUGGGGUUUCGGGGAGAAAGGCGAGUUAUCUUCACGAUUUGGCGAGGAAGUACCAGAAUGGAAUACUAUCUGAUUCGGCCAUUGUGAAUAUGGAUGAUAAAUCGCUCUUCACUAUGCUCACCAUGGUCAAUGGAAUUGGUUCUUGGUCUGUUCACAUGUUUAUGAUCUUCUCCCUCCAUAGACCCGAUGUUCUUCCUAUUAACGAUCUUGGUGUUCGCAAAGGGGUUCAGCUUCUUUACAAUCUUGAUGACUUGCCUCGUCCCUCUCAGAUGGACCAGUUGUGUGAGAAGUGGAGGCCUUAUCGCUCUGUUGCUUCUUGGUAUUUGUGGAGAUUUGUUGAAGCCAAGGGAACUCCUUCUAGUGCUGUGGCUGUUGCUACUGGUGCCAGCUUGCAGCAGCACCAGCAGGAGCAGCAACAGCAGCAGCAGCAGCAGCAGCACCCUCCGCAGCCACAGCUUCUGGAUCCCAUAAAUAGCAUGUUUAAUCUUGGGGCCGCCUGUGCUUGGGGACAAUGAUCGCUCGUGAAAUGUUGAAAUUUGUAGGCAGCCGCUCACACGUGAAGUUGCAAAGGCACGCCGUGCUGUGUAUUUAAUGAUAGAUCUUAGUACUGAAGCUUGAACAUUGGGAUCAUUGAAGGAUUAGUGUAUGAUUGGCUUGUGUUUAAUAAAACCAGUGCAAGAUUAAUAAAGGCCACUCCUUAAUUUUGUUUUGUUAAUCAGUAAUUGUAGCUGUCGGAGGCCAAUGUCAAGUUGUCAAGUCGUCUUUUAGUGAGACAAGACUGAUUAGAGGCAGUGCUGCCUUUGCCGCAUGGUAAUGUGGUUUGGAAUAUGGACCUUGUAACUAAUGUACCAGGCCUUAUCUUGUGUCCUACUAGUGGAUGGGCCCUUUGCCUUGACUAAAAUUAGUAUAAUAUACAUACAUACAUACAAAAAAAAAACCGUUGGGUAAUUCGUAUGC